UACCUUCUCGAUGAUCUCCUUCUUUAGCUUUUUAAGAUAACAGACAGCCACUGGUUUCUUUGUACACCCAUUAAGCAGCAGCUCAUUUCCUUCAAUUCUAGCUUCUCGAUCCGUCCAAAAAUGACAAGGGAAUCGAAGCCAUGGAGACCCUUCACCGCAAAGUACUGCUGUUCAGCCGAAGACCAUACAAUUCUUGGCAACUUCAGCCGGUGCCGGCCAUCGAGGUCGGAGUUCUCGAAGAACAUUGCCCCAUUGCCUUCGUUUCGGAGACUGUCGUUCUCCGAUCUCAGCUGCUCUUCGUCAACACGCAUCAACGAAGAUCUGGCGCAAUCCUUCGGGCCGGACUUGUAUGAUUUUCAGGUGAGCGAGCUGCGAGCCAUAACCCAGAAUUUCUCCAGCAACUUCUUGUUAGGAGAAGGGGGGUUCGGAACGGUGCAUAAGGGUUAUAUAGACGACAAUUUCAGGCAGGGUUUGAAGGCUCAGCCGGUUGCCGUCAAGCUUCUCGACAUUGAAGGCUUACAGGGACACCGCGAAUGGCUUGCUGAAGUAAUAUUUCUUGGGCAGCUUAGGCACCCACAUCUUGUUAAACUCAUCGGCUAUUGUUGCGAGGAAGAAGAACGGCUUCUAGUUUAUGAGUUCAUGCCUCGCGGCAGCUUAGAGAAUCACUUGUUCAAAAGGAUGUCAUCAUUGCCAUGGGGCACAAGAGUGAAGAUUGCAAUAGGAGCAGCUAAAGGGCUUGCCUUCUUGCACAGCGCUGAGCAACCUGUCAUUUACCGAGACUUCAAAACUUCCAAUGUCUUGCUAGACUCAGAUUUUACAGCCAAAUUGUCCGAUUUCGGGCUUGCAAAGAUGGGGCCUGAAGGAUCAAACACCCACGUUACAACUCGAGUGAUGGGUACUUACGGGUAUGCUGCCCCAGAAUAUGUCUCAACAGGGCACUUGACUACAAAAAGCGAUGUUUACAGCUUCGGGGUGGUGCUACUGGAACUACUUACAGGAAGAAGAUCAAUGGAUAAAUCAAGAGCAAAGAGUGAGCAAAAUCUGGUUGAUUGGGCAAAACCCUACUUGAGAAGUAGCCGAAGGCUGCGGUGUAUCUUGGACCCAAGACUGGCAGGUCAGUAUUCUGUGAAGGGAACGAAGGAGAUGGCUGUGCUAGCAUUGCAAUGCAUAAGUUUGAACCCUAAAGACAGGCCAAGGAUCACAGCAGUAGUUGAAAGCCUUGAAAGCCUGCAACAGUACAAGGACAUGGCAGUCACUUGUGGGAAAUGGCAGGCAGCAUCGCCAAAACCAAGUAGAAAUAAUGGGGUCUCUACAAAAGUGAGGAUAGAGAGUAGAGGUGGAAAUCUUAGGAAGGCAUCUCCUGUCACUCCCAAUAGGAAAACAUCAUGAACAAUAAUCGAUCUCUGGUCAAAGAGGCAGUUCUUACCAAGCUGUUUAUGCCACUUUUGGGUGUGUAUCUGUACAUUUUGUAAA
Molecule: messenger RNA, 1473 nt
Organism: Alnus glutinosa
Lineage: Eukaryota; Viridiplantae; Streptophyta; Magnoliopsida; Fagales; Betulaceae
Product: probable serine/threonine-protein kinase PBL15
Exons: 6
Coding region: 121-1389 (422 amino acids)
Biological process (GO): protein phosphorylation
Molecular function (GO): protein kinase activity; ATP binding
Source: RefSeq, a predicted model, not a curated record